This is a messenger RNA of Plasmodium malariae, 1374 nucleotides long. RefSeq names its product cytoplasmic tRNA 2-thiolation protein 1, putative (gene NCS6). Gene Ontology annotation, cellular component: mitochondrion; cytosolic tRNA wobble base thiouridylase complex. Lineage: Eukaryota; Apicomplexa; Aconoidasida; Haemosporida; Plasmodiidae. Bases 1 to 1374 code for a protein of 457 amino acids. The transcript has a single exon. Gene Ontology annotation, biological process: tRNA wobble position uridine thiolation. Gene Ontology annotation, molecular function: tRNA binding. The record is from RefSeq and is a predicted model, not a curated record.
AUGCUGUGCGAGGAGUGCAAGGAUAAAAAUGUUUGUAUGGUAAAACCAUCGAACAAGGCAAAAUUAUGCAAGGAGUGUUUCAUUGAGUGCUUUGAAGAGGAGGUUCAUACAACUAUUUUGAAAAAAAAUAUGUUUGAAGAAAAUGACAAAAUUUGCAUUGCUGUGUCAGGUGGAAAAGAUUCGAGCGUUUUAGCGCAUGUACUUGUUCAUAUAAAAAAGAAAUAUAAUUAUAAAUGGACUUUAUUUUUGUUAGCUAUUGAUGAAGGGAUUAAAGGAUAUCGUGAUGACUCAUUAAAAGUUGUGUAUAAAUUAGAAAAACUAUACAAUAUACCAUUAAAAAUAUUAAAGUUCGAAGAUAUCUUUUUAUAUACUAUGGAUGAUGUGGUAAAUUUUAUUGGAAAGAAAAAUAAUUGUACAGUAUGUGGUGUCUUUAGAAGACAAGCCAUGGAAAAAGGAGCAUUACUUUUUAAUGCUACCAAAUUAGUAACAGGACAUAAUGCAGAUGAUUUGGCUGAAACUAUAUUAAUGAACAUGUGCAGGGGAGAUAUUGAUAAGCUAGCUAAAAAUAUAACUAGUUUUAACACUCCUUUUUUUUCACCUUUUAGUGGUAAUAUGGCUGUUCAUGAAAAACUGAACGUACAGGAGAGUUCGUUGAAUAAUAUUAAUGAGGAUGCAAAUGAAGAAAAUGGAAAAACAUUUACACAUUGUAUGGACAGAAUAUGUACAGAGAAAGAGGAAAAUACUGAAGGAGAGUGCAUUGCGGAUGGUAGAACGAAAAAGCGUUGUAAAGGUGGUGUUAGCGGAAGUAGUAGCAUAUAUAGAAGCAAUAGUAGCAGCUGUAGUCACAGCAGCGGACGUGAUACUUAUGCAAACACGGCUGAAGAGAUAUGCGAAAAGAGGAACGAUAUGAGGAGAGAAGAAUCGAGGGAGGAACCGAUAGAUAAAGCUCCUAAAAAGGAAAGGAUUUUCUUUCUUCCGCGACUAAAACCACUAAUGUGGUCAUACGAAAAAGAAAUUGUUUUGUAUGCUUUUCAUUUAAAGCUAGAUUACUUUAGCACAGAAUGCACUUACUCACCUAAUUCUUUCCGAGGAAAUUUGAGAAGCUUUAUUAAGGAUAUCGAAACUGUUAAUCCUCAAUUUAUACUGAACAUUAUUCACUCAUCUGAGUUUUUUUAUAUUCAUACUGAUAAAAAAAAAAAAAAAAAAUUGCUGCAAGUGUGUGUCAAGUGUGGAGUAUAUACCUCAAACCAAAUUUGCAAAGCGUGUCUUAUCGUCGAGGGGUUGAAGAACUACACUGAUAAUUCAUUCCUUUACGGGAACAAAAAGAACAGCAAGAAGAGGAUCUCUAUAAAGUACGAGGGGGGAGAGGCGUAG